AUGAAUAUAUAAAAUUUGGAAGAAUCUUAAGAAAUUUAAGAACUUAUUGAUUAAAUUGGUGACACUAAUUAGGAAAGUUGGAAUGGUUCUGAUAAUUAGAACAUCAUCCAAGAUUUUGAUGAGGAUUUGAAUAAUAAUCCAUUCCAUGAUAAAUAGAACAUCACCCAAGAUUUUGAUGUGGAUUUGAAUAAUAAUCAUUUUCAUGAUAAUUAGAACAUCACCCAAGAUUUCGAUGUGGAUUUGAAUAAUCAUUUCCAUGAUAAUUAGAACAUCACCCAAGAUUUCGAUGUGGAUUAGAACCCUCUAUUCCGUGAGGAACCGUAUCUCACAUUCAUUCAUUAAUAUGAACAUUAGUACAGUGAAGAAACACAAAAAUUACCAAAUGAAAGUUAUAUUUAACAGUUAAUUGACGAUGUAAAAGAAAUAAAUGAAUUUGAAAUCGAAUACUCAUUUGUAUUGACAAUAAAUUAGGUUGAAAACAUAUCCACCUUUGUAGAACACUAUAGUUCUCAAAAGGAAUACUUGAUUGAAACAUAAAUGUCUUAGCUCCUCAACAAUAAAACUUUGCUCAAAGGUAAAAUAGUCUUGCAUGAUGAGAAAGAUUUGGAAAUUAUAACUAUGCUCAUCAUGCUUUUAAUUAAAUACAAUCCUAAUCCUAGAUUCUUUUUGAAAGAAUAAGAAGAGCAAUUAGAUAUGCAUAUGAAAAAACUAUUUGAAAUUCUCACUAGUUAUCAAGAUUAUUGCCAAGUAAAAGAUAUUCUAUUUAGGCAACAAAACACGGUGGUUGUUAAAAUUAAGACUAAAUCAAAUAAGAGAUUGAAAUUACAUUAGAGAAGGGUUUUACAACUUAAUUGCUUAAGAAAUUAGAUGAUUAAAAAUGA
Molecule: messenger RNA, 881 nt
Organism: Paramecium octaurelia
Lineage: Eukaryota; Ciliophora; Oligohymenophorea; Peniculida; Parameciidae
Source: the annotation of a GenBank genome assembly